CUGCUCCUCGGCACGCAGCCGAGCGACAACUCGCUGCGCGAGGGCAAGUACUUCAUGACGAACGCGAACGCGUUCUGGCACAUCGUCGGCGACGCUUUGGGCUUCCGGCGGGGCUUCCACAUCGACGGCCGCGCGGAGGCCGUGGACUUCAUCCGGCCGCACUUGCUCCACGACGAAGCCGUCGACUACGACGAGGCCGUCGCGCGGCUCACGGGCGCGGGCUACGCGCUCUGGGACGCCGUCGCGGCGUCGAACCGGAAAGGCUCGCUCGACGGCGCGAUCCGCGACGCGACGUACGCGGACGUGCGGGGCCUGCUCGCCGCGACGCCGAGCAUCCGGCGCAUCUGCUUCUCC
Messenger RNA from Aureococcus anophagefferens, 354 nucleotides. RefSeq lists its product as hypothetical. The record is from RefSeq and is a predicted model, not a curated record. The annotation marks the transcript as partial. The transcript has a single exon. NCBI's taxonomy places the organism in Eukaryota, Pelagophyceae, Pelagomonadales, Pelagomonadaceae.